Molecule: messenger RNA, 279 nt
Organism: Alosa alosa (allis shad)
Lineage: Eukaryota; Metazoa; Chordata; Actinopteri; Clupeiformes; Clupeidae
Product: C-X-C motif chemokine 11-6-like
Exons: 2
Coding region: 49-279 (76 amino acids)
Biological process (GO): immune response
Cellular component (GO): extracellular region
Molecular function (GO): chemokine activity
Source: RefSeq, a predicted model, not a curated record
UCUGAUACAACAGCUGAGAAAGCAGACAGACCAUCACCUAUCUCAACAAUGAAGUCAGCAGCUCUCCUCACACUUCUGGCUGUCCUGCUCUUCGUAGAUGUGAGAGGUAAGGGCUCCAGUCAUCUGCUGACCAAGGUGCUACAUGGUGGUCUGUAUCUGAAGUUUACAUCUACUUGUGUCCUCAUUGUCACUUUGAAGGAUAAUGGAGGACAAAAGUGCCUGAAUCCAGAGAGCAGUUUUGCCAAGAAUUUCAUCAAGAAAGCCAUCAAAAGGAGAUAA